AUGCUUGUUGAAAAACCUCAACCCAAAAAACCAGCAGAAUUUCCUCAAGAUCCUCAAAACAACAAUGUCAGAUAUUGGUUAAUAAAAUCAGAACCAUUAUCAAGAAUAGAUCCCAAAACAGGCAAGGAUGUCAAAUUCCCUUUAAGUGAGCUACAGAAGCUCGAAUAUGAACAAUGGGAUGGUGUUAGAAAUCACGAAGCCAAAAACAAUAUGCUAAAUAUGUCGAAAGGAGAUAUACUUCUAUUCUACCAUUCAAAUGCCCCAGUACCCGGUAUUGUUGGAGAAGCUAAGGUCCACAAUGAAGCACAUCCAGAUUCGACACAAUUUAAUGCAAAAAGUAACUAUUAUGAUCCCAAAUCUACGAAAGAAUCUCCAAGAUGGUGGUGUGUUGACGUUUCGUUUGUUAGAAGAUUCAGAUCCAAGGUUUCUCUUGAGCAAUUGAGAUCAAAUGAGAAGUUGAAAGACAUGACUUUGGUUAAAAGAGGGAGAUUGAGCGUUACACCUGUCAGAAAAGAAGAGUACUACGAAGUUUUGAAGAUGGAGGAGUCAAAAGAGAUCAAUGAUGAUAUUGACUGUGUGAUAGAUCAAAAAUAUAUCAAAAGAAUAGAGUAA
Molecule: messenger RNA, 612 nt
Organism: Hansenula anomala
Lineage: Eukaryota; Fungi; Ascomycota; Saccharomycetes; Phaffomycetales; Wickerhamomycetaceae
Product: EVE domain-containing protein
Exons: 1
Coding region: 1-612 (203 amino acids)
Cellular component (GO): nucleus
Source: RefSeq, a predicted model, not a curated record